AUGUCGCAAACAUCGACUCAAUUACAGCCAGCUAAAGUGGUUGCGCAUGAUGGCGUGACAGCAGCCGCUGUCGAAGAGACGACUCGUGUCUUUGUAUCCGGCCUUCCACCAAAUUUCACGAGUGAUCAACUUGCUUCCCACUUUGGCGCUCAAUAUAAAGUCACGGAUUCUCAUGUCAUAGCUGAUCGUCGCAUAGGCUUUGUCGGAUUUGCUGACCCAGCUAGUGCUCAAAAUGCGGCCAGGCAUUUUAAUAAGAGCUAUAUUCGCAUGUCUAAAAUCGGUGUGGAUCUAGCAAGGCCCGUUGAAGUGAGUCGUGACAAGCAAGGCAACGCUGUACCUUUGUCCCAGAAGAGGCAGAGGCUGGGCAACGAGGAUGAAAACAAGAAGAGGAAGAGAUCUAGAGCUGAUGACGGUGAACACCUCAGGAAUGGACCGUCCAACGAGCAGCAAGAAACCCUACAGAAGCCACAACACGACAGACGAUCUCAAGAUACAGACACUCAACAGGAGGAUGACGCUGCUCCCCAACCAGCGACAGAUAACGACUGGCUACGUGGCAGGACAACCAGAACCCUCGAUCUGAUGGAUCCGGAUGAAGUCCAAAUGCAUCAGGACGACGAUAACUUAUACACCGAGACCAUUCAGGAGGAGGCCGCCAAUUCUCAAACACAACAGGAGGAGUCGAAGAAUAGUCAGGUCGAGAUAUCUAAUGCAAGAUUAUUCGUGCGUAAUCUUGCCUUCUCCGUGUCUGAGGAUGACCUACAGCAACGUUUCUCGCCAUUUGGCAAGCUUCAAGAGGUACACGUUGUCAAAGAUGCCAGGACCUCUACAAGCAAAGGCACAGCUUUCCUGCAGUUUUCCGAGCCUCGAGAAGCCGAGGCAGCUUUGCAGCAGUGCGAUGGCAUCACGUUUCACGGAAGGUUGAUGCACAUCCUCCCUGCCUCAGACAAGCGCGACAAGGGCUUAAAUGACUAUGAAAUCUCACAGAUGCCCCUAAAGAAGCAGAAGGCGGUUAAAAGGAAGCUCGAUGCUGCGAAGCAGACCUUCAGCUGGAAUUCUCUGUAUAUGAAUCCUGAUGCUGUCAUGUCGUCCAUUGCUGAUCGGUUGGGCGUGGCGAAAGCUGAUAUUCUCGAUCCCACAUCGGCUGAUGCUGCUAUCAAGCAAGCCCAUGCUGAAACACAAUUGAUCGAGGAGACGAAACAAUAUCUGUUCUCUGCUGGUGUCAAUACAGACGCCUUUAAGAACAAGGCAAGAGACGAGAGAUGUAUCUUGCUCAAGAACUUCCCAUAUGGCACAACCGAGGGAGAACUGAGGGCGUUGCUAGAGCCCUUUGGUUCCUUGACCCGAUUUCUGCUGCCUCCAGCUGGAACAAUGGCCUUAGCACAGUAUAAUGAAACAUUCUCGGCGUCCCAAGCGCUGAGACAUCUGUCAUACAAGAACAUCAAAGGCUCUGUGCUCUAUCUGGAAAAGGCCCCACAUAGCAUCCUAGAGCGCCAACCAACUGAAUCUGGUCAACACGAGCCCGCUGUCGACCAAUCGAACUCUACCGCUGGUGAAACUUCUACUGUAUUCGUCAAGAACCUGAAUUUCUCGACUACAAGCGCGCGUCUCAAGGAAAUAUCAGGUAGCCUUGCCGGAUUCGUGUCCGCGCGUGUCAAGACCAGGACUGACGCCAAGAGACCCGGCGAAGUCCUCAGCAUGGGAUUUGGAUUCCUAGAGUUUCGAUCAAAAGAGCAGGCCGCAGCAGCUGUAGAGGCCUUGUCCGGACACAGCGUCGAUGGUCACAGUCUGAUCGUGCAGUUGUCAACAAAGUCUAAUGAUGCUGGAGAGGAGACUCGUCAACAAGAUAAAAAGCGCAAGAAAGAGGCUAACCAAACCAAAAUCAUUAUCAAGAACUUGCCUUUCCAGAUCUCGAAGAAGGACAUUGGGUCUCUCUUUGCUCAAUAUGGCGAGCUAAAGAAGAUCCGCGUCCCUCGCAAGUUUGACAAUUCCACGAGGGGCUUUGCAUUUGCCGAGUUUGUGACACCGAAGGAGGCAGAAAACGCUAUGGAAGCCCUUGGUAAUACUCAUCUCUUAGGUCGGCGGCUCGUGCUCGAGUUCGCUCAGGGCGAUAAUGUCGAUCCCGAAGAGGAGAUCAGGGCCAUCGAAAAGAAAGUGGAACAACAGAGCAACCGAGUCCACAUCAAUUCUCUCAAAGGGCCGGGUCGAAAGAAGUUCAGUCUCGAUACUGCACGAGAUGAUGACCUAACAUAA
Molecule: messenger RNA, 2253 nt
Organism: Lithohypha guttulata
Lineage: Eukaryota; Fungi; Ascomycota; Eurotiomycetes; Chaetothyriales; Trichomeriaceae
Gene: MRD1
Product: Multiple RNA-binding domain-containing protein 1
Exons: 2
Coding region: 1-2253 (750 amino acids)
Molecular function (GO): mRNA binding
Source: RefSeq, a predicted model, not a curated record